AUAGUACAAUUGAAGCAGAUAUAUUUUAAUGACUGACUGACAAAACUUAAAUACAGUGAGGACAUCAAAUCCACCCUAUUAUAACCCACCAUUUUGGACACUAAUAUUGCACAAAGACAAAAAAUACUCAAACUAAUUUCAGAUAAUUUUAAUAUCUUGAAUUAAAAUGUUUUUAAACUUUGUAUAAAGUUAUCCAAACCCUGAUACAUUUAGUGUUCUAAUAUUUUUUCUAUUCAAUAUCAUUAACUUAUAAGUGGAUUUAUAUGUUAUACAUAUAAAAGAAAUAAAUCAAUCACCAGCCAAGCUAGAUAUUGAUCGAGGGUAAAAUGGGAGUAUAUCAAAAAGGUUUAAAAUGUCAAACAAUAAGUUUUCUCAAAUAUAUUUGUUUGCUUCACACACACUUCAAAAACCGUCAUGUAUGUAAAUAAAAGUAAAAUCAGUGUCAACCAACCAUUUAUAUGAGCAAUGACUAUUUGACAGAAAAUGGUUAUUUUCAGUUUGGUUGACGUUUUAUCAUAACAGUUUUAAAUGUUUUUUCUGAAUGUUCCCCAGAUUGCUAGAGAUCAUAGCCCAUCGCAAUUUUGAUGUGAUCCAGAGGUCUUUCAUCUUUGACUUUCUACCGGAAGGGAGACGCCAUAAUAAACUGAUUAAAUAUCUUCACAGCGUAACUGAAAGUGUCAUGAAAGAACGGAAGGCCAAACUCCAAGAAACCAAUGAAGAAAAUGGGGAAGAAAUAAAUGAAGAUAUUGGGAUAAGAAAGAAAAAAGCUUUCUUGGAUUUGCUCUUGGAAUAUAACAAAGAGGGUGCCGGGAUGACGGACGCAGAAAUAAGAGAUGAAGUUGACACAUUCAUGUUUGAAGGUUAUGACACAACAUCGUCUACUUUGUCAUUCUGUCUGUAUUGCCUCUCUCAAAACCAGGAUGUUCAGGAUAAAGCCAUUGAGGAAUUGAAUCAGAUAUAUGGAGGUAGUGACAGAGAAUCCACUUAUCAGGACUUUCAAGAAAUGAAAUAUCUCGAGAAGGUGAUCAAAGAAACACUAAGGCUUUAUCCGACUGUGCAGUUCAUAGCUCGAUACACAAACCAGGACUUGGACCUCAAAAGUGGCUACACUGUUCCUAAGAACACUUCAGUUAUGAUACUGAUAGAGCCUAUGAAUCAUGACCCAGAAUUUUAUCCCAACCCAUAUAAGUUUGAUCCGGAACGGUUUGACACAAAGUCGUCUCACCCGUAUCUCUUCGUACCGUUCAGUGCCGGCCCAAGGAACUGUAUCGGUCAAAAGUACGCAAUGUUGGAAAUAAAAUGUGUGGUGUCCCUGGUACUGAGGAAGUUCCGUCUUCUCCCCUCAGAGAUCCCAAUCACAUCGUGGUUCAACAUCGUCCUGAAAUCCAAAACCGGCAUUAAUGUACGUUUUGAACCACGGACAGAACUUUGAGAGAUUUUUUGUAUGCCAUGUAUAGCGUAGAAAUCUCCACCUUAAUAUUAUGCAUCAGUAUUUUGCAGAUAAUGUAAGAAUGAAAUUUUUGUAAGAAAAAUUUGACUUAAUACAAUGACAAUAGUGUGACUUAUCCAAGAUUACUAAAGUUUUAAUCCUAAUUAACUCAAUAAAAAUAUAAAAUACUUUUUUAAUCCCUGAAAAAUCAUUAAAUUUGACUUAGCUACUUAUCUGAAACAUUUUUCAACUGUGAUGUUACAAUUCAGUCAAUGUAAUAAGAACACAAUAUUAAGAUUUUUUAAUUUUGGAGUUAUUUUUACUGCAUUAAAACUUGUAUGUAUUAUUGUAUUGCUAUUGUAUUUAUUAUGUAUAAUUUUAAAUAAUUGUUUAAUUUUUAGGAAAUUUUAUAAUGCAUAUAAUGAUUUAUUGUAUUGUUGUGUUUUUUAAAUGACUUGUGUGUUACAAUACAAUGCAAUUUCAGUGUUUUA
This is a messenger RNA of Homalodisca vitripennis (glassy-winged sharpshooter), 1920 nucleotides long. RefSeq names its product cytochrome P450 4C1-like. The record is from RefSeq and is a predicted model, not a curated record. Bases 542 to 1432 code for a protein of 296 amino acids. NCBI's taxonomy places the organism in Eukaryota, Metazoa, Arthropoda, Insecta, Hemiptera, Cicadellidae. The transcript is spliced from 7 exons. Gene Ontology annotation, molecular function: monooxygenase activity; iron ion binding; heme binding.